Tachyglossus aculeatus (Australian echidna) is the source of this 2044-nucleotide messenger RNA. It is a transcript of the gene RAP1GDS1, whose product is annotated as Rap1 GTPase-GDP dissociation stimulator 1. Gene Ontology annotation, cellular component: cytosol. Lineage: Eukaryota; Metazoa; Chordata; Mammalia; Monotremata; Tachyglossidae. Gene Ontology annotation, biological process: positive regulation of GTPase activity. Bases 38 to 1861 code for a protein of 607 amino acids. The transcript is spliced from 15 exons. Gene Ontology annotation, molecular function: protein binding; guanyl-nucleotide exchange factor activity. The record is from RefSeq and is a predicted model, not a curated record.
AGCAGGAGGAGCAGGAGGAGCGGAGCCCCCCGACAACAUGGAGGAUCUCGGCGACGCCUUGAAGAAGCUGAAGUUGGCGUCCACAGACAACCCAGACGGGAGCCUGGAAGAAUGUCUGGACUGCGUCCUCCAAGCCCUGGCGCAAAACAAUGCAGAGACGAGCGAGAAGCUCCAAGAAAGCGGGAUCCUUCAAGUCUUUGCCACCACGUUGGUGCCCCAGCUGCCCUGCACAGCUAAAGUAGCCAACAUCAUAGCAGAAGUCGCCAAAAACGAAUUCAUGCGGAUCCCCUGCGUGGACGCCGGUCUCAUCCGCCCGCUCGUGCAGCUGUUGAACUGCAAGGAUCAGGAAGUGCUGCUUCAAACGGGCCGGGCCCUGGGGAACAUCUGCUACGACAGCCAUGAGGGCAGGCGUGCAGUUGACCAGGCUGGCGGGGCACAGAUUGUAAUUGACCAUUUAAGGUCACUGGGCAGUGUAACAGAAACCGCCAAUGAGAAGCUCUUGACUGUCUUUUGUGGCAUGCUGAUGAACUAUAGCAAUGAGAAUGAUUCCUUGCAGGCUCAGCUCAUCAAUAUGGGCGUCAUUCCGACGUUAGUGAAAUUAUUGGGCGUCCAUUACCAGAACUCCGCCCUCACGGAAAUGUGCCUCGUUGCUUUUGGCAAUUUAGCGGAACUCGAGUCAAGCAAAGAGCAGUUUGCGUACACCAACAUUGCCGAGGAGCUGGUAAAACUGUUCAAGAAGCAAGGCGAGCACGACAAGAAGGAGAUGAUUUUUGAAGUUUUGGCUCCUUUGGCAGAAAACGAUGUGAUUAAGCUGCAGCUGGUCGAAGCGGGCCUGGUGGACUGUCUAUUAGACACCGUCCAGCAGAAGGUGGACAGCGACAAAGAGGACGACGUCGCGGAGCUCAAAACCGCUUCUGACCUCAUGGUUUUACUGCUUCUUGGAGACGAGUCCAUGCAGAAGUUGUUCGAAGGCGGUAAGGGCGGCGUCUUCCAAAGGGUUCUGUCCUGGAUCCCUUCCAACAACCACCAGCUGCAGCUGGCGGGCGCCUUAGCCAUCGCCAACUUCGCCAGGAACGACGGCAACUGCAUCCACAUGGUGGAGAGCGGAAUCGUGCAAAGGCUUAUGAUCCUCCUCGACCGCCACGUGGAAGACGGGAACGUGACCGUACAGCACGCCGCGCUCAGCGCGCUCCGGAAUCUGGCCAUCCCGGUCGUGAACAAAGCCAAGAUGCUCGCAGCCGGCGUGGCCGAAGCCGUGUUGAAAUUCCUGAAGUCGGAGAUGCCCCCGGUUCAGUUCAAGCUUCUGGGAACGUUGAGGAUGUUGAUAGACGCUAAAGCAGAAGCUGCGGAGCAGCUGGGGAGGAACGAGAUGUUGGUGGAGCGCCUGGUGGAAUGGUGUGAAGCCAAGGAGCAUGCCGGCGUCAUGGGAGAAUCCAACAGGCUGCUCUCGGCCCUCAUACGGCACAGCAAAUCCAAAGAGGUGAUCAAAACCAUUGUGCAGAGUGGCGGCGUCCAGCAUCUCGUCACCAUGGCGACGAGCGAGCACGUGAUCAUGCAGAAUGAGGCGCUGGUGGCCUUGGCGCUCAUAGCGGCUCUGGAAUUAGGCACCGCCGAGAAAGACCUGGAAAACGCGCAGCUGGUUCAGAUCCUGCACAGGCUGCUGGCGGAGGAGCGCAGCGCCCCCGAAAUCAAGUACAACUCCAUGGUGCUCAUCUGUGCGCUCAUGGGGUCCGAGCCGCUCCACAAGGAGGUGCGGGGCUUGGCCUUCCUCGACGUCGUGUCGAAACUCCGCGGCCACGAGAACAAAACGGUGGCCCAGCAGGCGUCCCUCACAGAGCAGAGACUGGCCGUGGGCAGCUGAGAGCGGCCCGCCACGCGCCCCUCCGCCCCCCGGGUGACGCGCGGGGCGGGGGGGGGGGGGCGGUCCCGGCCCCCCGCGGCUCCCUCCCGCUUGACCCGCAGGAGUAGAAAGUGCAUGUUGUCGUCCGACGCUGGUGUGAACGUGGCGCGCUCCACGAAGACGCUUCCCUCCCCACCCCCCUGC